AAAUUUAAAAAUCUUUGCCGAUAAAUUUAUGUCAUUCAAUUUUCAAUUUUUUUUGUUUUAUCACAUGAAAAAUGUUUUACAAAUGUCACCUUAUUAAUAAUAAUAAUAAUAGUACUAUCAUUAUUACUAUACUAUGAAUUAUGAAUACUAUGAAAAUGACCGCCUGAGCAAUACCAUUACUACUAAUAAUAAUAAUGUUUCAUACAUUGUCUAAAAGGAAAUAGUUUUAUGAUCUGACAACAGAAAAAUCAAGUUCUGGCCAUUAUUAUUAUUAUUACUAACAUUACAUUCUUACAACUGUCGAUAGAAAGUAGAAGAAAAAAAUUACAUAGUGAUUUUUGUUUAAAAAUUCAACAAAGUAUUUAUGUACACAAGUAAAACAAAUGUGUAUAUGAUCUAUUGAACAUUUAUUGAAAUAUACAUAUAUAUUCAGAAUUAACCAUUAAUCAUUUGGAUUUCUUUUUUAGUUGUUGUAAUAUCCUGUAUAUGUGUCUCCGUUUCUUUGUAACUAUCCACUUUGGGCGUAUACAAACCUAUACAUAAAUGUCUGUGCAUUGUUUUUUUUUUACUCUUUUACUUACUCUAUUCUAAUUCAACAAUCCUAUUUAUAAAUAAAGGAAAUAUUAUCAAUUUACAUACUUAAGUAUCAUUAAUAAUUAUUUUGUAAUCAAAUAUAAAUAAUUGUGAACUAUUUACCUAACGGAGGAGAAAAGUGUGCAAAAAAAGAAACAUUUAUUCAUUCCUAUUCGUUAACUAUACACCUAGACACACAUACAUAUGUAUCCAUACAUACAAUAGUAAAAUAUCUAAACAUUUACUUACAAUACAUAAUUCAUACAAAGUCAAUAUUUAUCUCAAAUUAUAAAUUAAUAGGAACAAUCAUUUCUUUAUACAAUUACAAAAAUCCUAUUCAGUGAACUUAAUUUAUAAUUAUCAUCAAAUGAGUGUUCUACUCAGUAUGCAAAAUUCGCAAACGAUUGCAAAUUUACCUAAACAUGCGAUUGGUUCUAAUUAUCCUACAAGGAUAAAUAAUCUUUCAAAUAUUAUUGUUACUAAUAGGGGUAGUAUUGGUUGUAGUGGUGGGGAUGAUGAUGAUGAUGACGAUGAUGAUGAUAGUAACAGGGGUAAUCAUGUAUCAGUUUCUAAUUAUUCUUCACUUCCAUCAGGGAAUGAUUUCACACAGAUAUCAUAUAGUGAUAAUCAAUAUGUUGAUGCAUAUAUGAGGCAUAUAACAAAAUCAACAAGAACAAUUGCAACAACAGGGAUCUUAGGUUCAGUGAAUAAUGUCAUAACACAAUCCCAACAGCGCCAACCUCCUCCUCCCCCUCUACCACCUCCAACGCCUCAUAAACAAUAUCUUAAAGUAUCAUCUACUUCAGUGUUAACCCAAUCAUCUCAUUCAGUAUCAGAUAAUCAAAGAUCAACACUGGAAUUAAAUCCCCGAUUUCAAACAGAACAGAACAAUCGAUUGGUCUUGUUUAAGACAAAAUCAGAAAAUGUAUGUGAUAUUAUUGAUGAUGAUUUGCAAACUGUGGAAGAGUCGGAUUCAUUGGACAUUGAACUGACAGUAAAUAAUAAUAAUAAUAAUAAUAUUAAUGCUAAUAAUAAUCGUUCACAUCAGUCGUCAUCGUCAAUUUCUCAACAAUCACCAAUUCAAACACGACAACACAGUUUUCCUGAAUAUCAUCCACAUCAUCAUUAUCAACAGGAAAUGUUGGAUUCAUGCUCGAAUUCAAUUGAUUUAUUUAAUAAUUCCAAUGUAGAAAAUGUUGUAUGCCUUUCAAAUCAUUCACAUUUUAUGCAAACAAAUCGAAGAAACACUGAAGAUUUUGAAUUUGAUGCCAUGAAUCAAGUGACGAUGAUGCGUAAUGCAAAUUUUCAUUCACAAAUACAACAAAUACAACACAGUGAUGAACACCCACAUACACGCCAUCAUCAACAUGAUUUUUAUCAAUUUCCAAAUAAUUCAUGGAAAUAUCUUAACUCUAAACAGUCUUCUGUUCCAAUUACUAAUCAAAAUGAUAAUGUUGAUAACGAUUUACUUAAUAAAUUUAAUAUAUCUACAAAUUCAAUUGUAUCAGCAAGAGAAAAUUGUAAUACUACUACUACUACUACCACAACAACUACUACUUCUAUUACUGCUACUAAUACUACUAUUGAUAAUAUGAGUAAUAAUAGUAAUAAUGAUGAUCCACUUGUUACCAAUCAUACUUUUACAACAUCCCAUUCUGUUCGUAAUUAUCCUUCAUUUACUAAUAAUAACAUUCCAACCGGACAAUUAUUGGACUCAGUAUCAUCUUAUCAUGUAUUAUCAACGAAAUUAUCGUCAUCAUCAUCAUUAUCAUCCACAUCAUCAUCGUGUACAUCACCAUUAACAUCAAGAAAUAAUAGUACAUUGAUGAUGCCAAUAAUUAAUCAACAUACAUUACAAAAUUUACAACAAUUACAUAAAAAUGAACGUUUAUCAAAUAAAUAUUCUAAUCAAACAACAAUGAAUAUUAAUAGUAGUAACAAUAAUAAUAAUAGUAGUAAUAAUCGUCAACCAAAUAUCACUGUAAUUUAUCCAUGGAUGAAACGUGUACAUUCUAAAGCAUCUAGACAAACGGUAGGAAAAUCAUUAAAUGCUAAGCAUCAAAUUAAAAAACAAACUGCAUUAGUAAAUCCAAUUCAACAUUUAGAACCUGAAGAACUAAUUAAACAACACUACCAUCAUCAUCAACAUACAGAACAUUUUAAAAAUAAAGAGUUAAAACCAAAUACAAAACACAUAAGCACUGAACAACAUUUAAAUUUACAUGAAACAUCUCCACCUAUAUCUAUUACACAAACAUCACAAACAGCAACCAUGUUAGAUAUUCAAUCUAGCACAAUUGAUCAAGUUAAUUGGACAAGAGAUAAUCAUCAUUCUCAUGUUAAUCAACAACAUCAACUAAUAGAAUCAUCGAUAGAUUCAAUAAAAUCAUCUAAAUGUGUUAUUGAUUCUUCUUCAUAUUCUUUAGAUGAAACUGAUGAUCUAUGUUACAUUAAUCAAUCAAAUGAUCCUAAACGUACUCGUACAGCGUAUACACGUCAACAAAUUUUAGAAUUAGAAAAAGAAUUUCAUUAUAAUAAAUAUUUAACACGAAAAAGACGUCUUGAAAUAGCUCAUACUUUAACAUUAUCUGAAAGACAAAUUAAAAUAUGGUUUCAAAAUCGUCGAAUGAAAUGGAAAAAAGAACAUCAUUUACCAGGGAUGAAACAACGAUUGAUUGAGUCAAGGUCACCAAAUGCUCAUUUUAAUAAAUUGCAUAAUAAUGCCAAUAGUAUAUCCAUUAUGAAUACUACUAAUAAUGGUGGUAAUAAUAACAAUAUUCAUCCGAGUUUAACUUUCCAAGCGUCAUCAUCCUCAUCAUCAGUAUUUUCUAGUCGAUUUCAAUUAAUGUCACAGGAUUUUAAAUCAGAUAAUUUAUCUAAUUGUCCAAUAACUUCUAAUGAAGAUAACACUUCACUGAUGCCACCUGAUCAAUGGUCAUUAAUGGUUUCAAGUAAUUUACAAACUUAUAGCAAUCCAACAAUAAAUACACCUUACCAUUCUUCUUUACCACCAACACAACAUCAUCAUCAUCGACAUACAGAUGGUAACUAUAAUCCAGUUGGUAGAGAUAGUCCGAUUCUAUCUGAUUACGCAUCACCAGCAUUGAAUGUUGAUCACUUACAUAUUCAUUCAAAUCAUUUACACAAUACACAAGAUCAUCAUAAUGAUAACAUUGUCAAUUUAUUUCAAAAUAACAAUAGUGGCAAUAGUAAUACAGUGAAUAAUUUAAGAUAUCCUACUAUGCCAGUAAAUGACAUACAUUUAUCAAAAGCAAUUCGACAAAAUUAUUUAUCGAAUCCAGUAGAAAUGGAUGAACAACAAACUAUGUGUUUGACACGGAAUUAUAGUAAUCACAGUGAUUGUAGCAGUAGUAUAUGCAGUGGACAAAAUAGUAAUUGCGGUAGUAACAGUACUGUUAAUUGUAGUAGUUAUGGAAGAGAAGCAAUUGUUUGAGAACAUUAUAUAUACAUAAUGUCAAAUCAUUUAUUUAUGACAAUAUAUAAUCAUCUAUAUCUACUGAACAUCUGUAAAUAUAUACACUUAACAUUGAACAUACAUUUGGUUGUUUAUUUGAGUGAAAUCACAUAUUUAAACUAUGAACCUUCAGUGAGUACUUCUGAUCAUCUACUUUGUUAUUUAAUAUGUUCUACAGAAAAAAAAGUCGUCGUAUAAAUUACAUUCCAUGUGAAAAGAAAAAAUAAACAACAUGAAGAAAAUUCUAUUAAAACAAGUCUUAUUACUACCACUAUUGCAACUAGUACUACUAGUACUACUACUAAUAUUAAUAAUAAUAGUAAUGUUAACAAUAUGAAAAGAUCAUUAUCAAUGUAUACUACUGAAAUGAAUUAUGACUGUUCAAAAUUAGUUCUAAUGAUAGAUAAGUGAAAUCAUACCAAAAAGGACAUGUCUUCAUAUUUCGAACAUGUUAUCUUAUCCGGAUUCCUUUUUUUGAGUUGUUGUUGUCCUUGUUCUUGUUAAUUCGUUAUCAUGUGAUUUCAUAUUGUAACAAUGUUUAAAUACAGUCAAUGAGGACUUAAAGUAUAUUAAUGCAUUAAACUUUACCAUUUCUUAAUAUUGCAUUACAUUGUAUGAAAGAAAUAAUAAGUUCUCUGCAGUUUAUUUCUUAUAAAAAUACAAAAAAAAUUUCAAAAAAAGAAAAAUGCUAAAAAUUGUUUUCUUUCAAAAAGGAUAAAGAAGCGAACAUAUUUGAUACAGAAAAACAAAAAUGAGCAAACUGAUCAUAUAACCUUUUCGUUCCUUUUUUUUCUUUUUUUUAUUAUUAAUAUCCAAUGAAAAAUUCUGUGUUAGUUAAGACCAAUAAUUAAAAAAGAAAAAAAAGGCGAUAACAUAUGAUUAAUUGUGAAUAAAGUACUAUUUUCCAAAUAUACAAAUCUAUUGUAUUCA
This is a messenger RNA of Schistosoma rodhaini, 4978 nucleotides long. NCBI's taxonomy places the organism in Eukaryota, Metazoa, Platyhelminthes, Trematoda, Strigeidida, Schistosomatidae. The record is from the annotation of a GenBank genome assembly.